Molecule: messenger RNA, 1361 nt
Organism: Prosopis cineraria
Lineage: Eukaryota; Viridiplantae; Streptophyta; Magnoliopsida; Fabales; Fabaceae
Product: caffeoylshikimate esterase
Exons: 1
Coding region: 145-1044 (299 amino acids)
Cellular component (GO): membrane
Molecular function (GO): lipase activity
Source: RefSeq, a predicted model, not a curated record
GAAAACAUGACCUAGUCGAAGAAAACUCGGACGCGUCGACUCAGUGCAUAUGUCACAGCUCACACGGCAAGGCAAGAAUCCAACGCACGAUUUGUGGACGCAAUCUGCAGGGAAACAGGAUAGCCUCCUCCACGCCCUCCAACAAUGGAGGAACGUCAAAAUCUGGUUCAAUCUUACCCGCACUACUGGGGCUUCAAUCCUGAGCAAGACUUCUACGCCCAGCAGGGAAUCUCUUCGUCUUCAUCGUUCUUCACCACUCCCAGAGGCCUCUCCCUCUUCACGCGUUCAUGGCUUCCUCUCACCCCUCCACGCGCCGUCGUCUUCAUGGUCCACGGUUACGGCAACGACAUCAGCUGGACCUUCCAAGCCACUCCAAUCUUCCUCGCUCAGAUGGGUUUCGCUUGUUUCGCUCUCGACCUCCAAGGCCAUGGCCGAUCCCAAGGCCUCAGGGCCUUCGUCCCUAACGUCGAUCUUGUCGUCCACGACUGCCUCUCCUUCUUCGGAUCCGUCAAGCAAGACCCCAACUUUCAGGGCUUGCCUCGUUUCCUCUACGGCGAGUCCAUGGGUGGUGCGAUCUGCCUUCUCAUCCACUUCGCCGAUCCGAAAGGGUUCGACGGCGCGAUAUUGGUCGCACCCAUGUGCAAAAUCUCCGACGAGGUCAGACCCAGAUGGCCGAUUCCUCAGAUUCUUACUUUUCUGGCGAGAUUUUUCCCCACUUUGCCUAUUGUUCCUGCCCCUGAUCUCUUGUACAAGUCCGUGAAAGUAGAUCACAAGAAAGUGAUCGCAGAUAUGAAUCCGAUGAGGUACAGGGGAAAACCCAGAUUAGGGACAGUGGUGGAGCUGUUUAGGGUCACAGAUUAUUUGAGUCAAAGGUUGUCUGAUGUGAAGAUUCCAUUUGUGGUGUUACAUGGGAGUGCAGAUCUUGUUACAGACCCAAAUGUGAGUCGAGAGUUGUAUGAAGUGGCAAAGAGUGAAGAUAAGAGUAUCAAGGUGUACGAAGGGAUGAUGCACUCUUACUGUUUGGGGAGACUGAUGAGAAUGUAGAAAUCGUUCGGAAUGACAUUGUGUCGUGGCUCAAUGAUAGAUGCGACGCAACAACGACGGAUUGAAGAAUGAAGAUGGGUUAUUUAUAAUUAUUUGAUUGAUUCCUUUGUGGGUAAUCUGAUUAUUGUUUCGUUCGUUCUCCAGCACAAUACUUGGUGCCAGUGAUGAACUGAUUAUUGAUGGCAUAUGUAUAUUGAAACCCCACUUUGAAUUAAGCUUUUGCAAUUAGCAUCGCAAUGGCAUGUUAUAGUCUUCAUCAUAUGUUCUUCGUUUGAAAAACAAAAAACAAAAACAAAAGGGCAGAUGGACUUGCGGAA